This is a messenger RNA of Ananas comosus (pineapple), 3543 nucleotides long. RefSeq lists its product as uncharacterized. The record is from RefSeq and is a predicted model, not a curated record. Lineage: Eukaryota; Viridiplantae; Streptophyta; Magnoliopsida; Poales; Bromeliaceae. The transcript is spliced from 3 exons. Bases 529 to 3435 code for a protein of 968 amino acids. Gene Ontology annotation, molecular function: DNA-binding transcription factor activity; sequence-specific DNA binding; zinc ion binding. Gene Ontology annotation, biological process: regulation of DNA-templated transcription.
AAACUAGUUUAAACUAAACCCUAAACCUAGUUUAAAAUAGUGUAAACUAAACCCUAAACCUUAAACCCUAAACCUAGUUUAAAGUAACCCCAAACCUAGUUUUAAUUGUGGUAUCUUGUUAUAGUUUCUUGUUUAUAUGGAGAUUAUGUAGAUUUUGGUGAAAAUAUAGUGUGGCAUGUUACUUAGCCAAUGUAUCUAUUCUUUUACAAAUCUUGAUUAGUUGAGCAUGAAAUAAGGUAUCUGCCUAAAUUCCUAAUCAGAAUAUAGUGUGGCAUGUAAGUGGUUUUGGUGAAAAUAUAGUGUGGCAUGUAAGUGGUUUCUCCUUUAGUGUUUAGAGUAAUAAUCAAGAAAUAGACCUUUCGAGGAAGAAAUGGACAUGUAUCAAACUUAUAAAGGUUCAACUUUAUGACUUCAUCUUUUUUUUCACAGAUUCAAUUUACCCUAGUAACACUCCCUUUAUUUUCUUGUUGCAAAUUUUCUAUCAUUUAGUUAUCAUUUCACUUAGGUUUAGUUUUCGCUGAUGAGAACAUGGAGAAUGUUGUUGAUUUAUUUUUCUGUGUAGUUAAAAUGGCUAGUCGUCGGAUGUCUCUUAGUGUUCAUUGGGAUGGACAGUUAGAUAUGGAUGGGAAUGGUCCUCGAUAUUUCGGUGGUCGAAAGAAAUUGAUUGCGAUUCGUUCAGAUACGACCUAUGCGAAUUUUGAGAGGAGAAUGUAUCGUUUAGUAAAUUGUAAUAGAGAAGAAUGUUGUCUUAAAUACACAAUUCGAUGCCCUACGGGAGCAAAUGAAUAUAUUGCUCAUGAUAUAGUAGAUGAUGAAUCAUUGGAGGGAUUAAUUGGAUUGUUUGAACAUUAUGGAUGUGUGUCGCUAUACAUAGAGAAAGAUUUAUAUCCUUCAGAGACACAAUAUCAGUCGCAAGGUUAUUACACAAGCCUGCUACAUAAUGAUAUCGAUGUGGGAUUUCCGGAGAAUCCAAUUGGUGACCGUGAAGUUGAUAAUGAACAAGGCGUAAGAAUGACAAGACAGAGUCAGUCUCCACGUGCGCAACCCUCGACUUCACGUGCGCAACCCUCGACGUCACGUGCCGAACCGUCGACGUCACGUGCGCAACCGUCGACGUCACGUGUGCAACCCUGGACGUCACGUGCCGAACCCUCGACGUCACGUGCGCAACCGUCGACGUCACGUGCGCAACCCUCGAUGUCACGUGACGAACCCAGGAUAUUUCAUACACCUAAUGAAAAUUACGAUUGGGGGCUAUCUACACCCUAUACAAAUUGGAAUGAAGUUCUUGAUAAUAUUGUCGAUGAAGGAGAUGAUAAUGACGGUAAUCAGGACGAUGAACUCAUUCAUAAUGAUGGUCAUCAGGAGGAUGCACCCAUUGAUAAUGACGGUAAUCAGGAUGAGGACGACGAUUGGAAUGAUCUAGCCGUUGACAUUGAAGAUGAUCACGAUGGUGGAUUAAAUUGCCUUGCGAAUGCCAUUUACAGUUUGAAUGACGACCCGCAUGUAAACAACGAUUAUGUAGACAAUCCUGACGAGGAACUUGAUUUUAUUGACCAUCCGGAGCAAUUUCCUAUGGAUAAUAAUUGGAUACAACAGUAUGUUGUGAAUUCGAGUGAGUUCGAUGUUAGACGUAACAAUUCCGAUCUACCUAGCAUUGACGGGACUUGGCUCCGUGAAGUCUUUAAUGAUAAGGCAUCUUUAGUGGACGCUCUUGAUCGAUGGCACAUUACUCACAAUGUUCAGAUGAAAGUUGUGAAAUCUACCAAAACAACUUAUACAGUGAAAUGCACAGUUGAGGGAUGUCCUUGGAGGUUACACGCUUCGGUUCCUAAGGAUGCAACAUAUUUCAGAGUUAAGACAUACGCGGGUCAACAUACUUGUGUUAUUCCAAUGCUAAAUGCGGCGCAUCGUAAUUGUACUUCAAAUCUCAUAUGUCAACUAAUUCUCCCGUUAAUGAAGGCAAGACUAAAUAUGACGCCAAAAGAAGUGCAGGAAACGGUGCGAUCCACUUUGCAUGUUCAAAUAAAUUAUUGGAAGGCAUGGCUGGCAAGGAGCAAAGCAUUACAAAUUAUUUAUGGGAGCUGGGAGCAGUCAUACACAGACGUGCCUCGGUAUCUUACUAUGCUGCAGAGUACUAAUCAUGGAACUUAUUGGCGGCUUGAUCAUAGAUGGCCAUCAGAGGGAAUAUGUCAGUUUGGCCGUCUUUUUUGGUCAUUUGCUCCUUCUAUUCAUGGAUUUGCACAUUGUCGGCCGGUGGUGAGCAUUGAUGCGACUCACUUGUAUGGCAAAUACGAAGGCCAUGCAUUGAUAGCGACGGCUGUCGAUGCGAAUGAUAGCAUUUUUCCCUUAGCUUUUGCAAUUUGCGAAGGCGAAAAUGGUGGAACUUGGCGUUGGUUUUUACAUAACUUGGGCCAUUAUGUUAUACGCAAUCGACCGGUUUGUUUUAUAUCUGAUAGAUUUAGUGGCUUAAAGGAAAUAGUGGCUGAGUUAUAUCCUACUCGACAGGGGCAUGCACACCGGUGGUGUCUUCGACACAUGAAAGCAAAUAUGGCUAAGCGGUUUAAAAAUGAAUCAUUAUUAGACAAAUUUUAUAGUAUCGGCAGUGCUCCAACGUCGGUAGAAUAUUAUAAACUGAAAGAUGAGUUACGCGCGCUAGAUGAGGAUGCGUGGAAGUGGGUCGAUGAGCUCGAAGUAUACAAAGAGUAUUGGGCGUGGGCAUUUGAUGGAGGUCGACGCUUCGGGUUGAUGACUACAAAUAUGUCCGAGAGUUUAAAUGGGGUACUUAAGGGUAUCCGUGCUCUUCCAGUAACGGCAUUUGUCGCGGGAACUUUUUACAAACUGAAUAGUUAUUUUGUAAAGCGUCGUGAAAAUGGUGAAAGUAUGACGGCCACGUUAGCACCAAAAAUACAAAGUCGAAUUACGAUGAAUAUGGUGACGGCACGGGGACACAUUGUAUAUCGAUUUGGGACUAUUGAGUUUGAAGUUCAAACAGGAUACUCUGAUUACAAUGUUACCAUUAAUGGAACAGAAGCGGAUUGCAAUUGCGGGGAAUUCAAGCUAACGGGCAUACCUUGCUCGCAUAUUUUAGCAGUUUGCAGUAAUUCACAACUAAGAAUAGAUUAUCAUAGUCUUUGUUCCCAUUGGUAUACUGUAGAGUGUUAUCGCCAGACAUACGCACCGCUUUUCCAUCCAGUUCCAGACAGGCGCUACUGGCCACGACCCAUGGGCCCACCAAUUGUACCGCCUCCAGUUAGAAGAAAGAAAGGUCGACCACGAUCAACACGUAUUCGUAAUAUAAUGGACGCAACCAGUGGUCGACGAACAAAAUGCAGCAUUUGUAAGCAGCACGGUCAUUAUAGAAAUACUUGUCCACAGAAUACAGAGAGCGCACAACAAGGACGUCGACGUAGGACUUGUUACCUAACUUACUAGUAUUUAUUAAACUUUCAAUAUUCCAAUAUUCAAUGCGCUAUUUGGAUGCAUGUUACUAAUUACAAAUUCUUUAAAAUUGCAGAUGGCAGAUCUAGAGGAGGCGGGACC